Messenger RNA from Strongyloides ratti, 1719 nucleotides. Its product is annotated as Gamma-aminobutyric acid A receptor/Glycine receptor alpha family and Neurotransmitter-gated ion-channel transmembrane domain and Neurotransmitter-gated ion-channel family and Neurotransmitter-gated ion-channel ligand-binding domain-containing protein. The transcript is spliced from 5 exons. Gene Ontology annotation, biological process: chloride transmembrane transport; chemical synaptic transmission; regulation of membrane potential. Lineage: Eukaryota; Metazoa; Nematoda; Chromadorea; Rhabditida; Strongyloididae. Gene Ontology annotation, molecular function: extracellular ligand-gated monoatomic ion channel activity; neurotransmitter receptor activity; transmembrane signaling receptor activity. The coding region runs from base 1 to 1719 and encodes 572 amino acids. Gene Ontology annotation, cellular component: synapse; membrane; neuron projection. The record is from RefSeq and is a predicted model, not a curated record.
AUGAUGAAAAAUAAAAAGGCAAUUUGUUGUAUAACAAAAUAUGGACCAUUAUCAAAUUUCAUUUUCUUAUUACUUCUGUUAAUAUCCAUUUCACAAGAAACUUUUGGAAGAAGAAGACGAUGUCAAGAUGAGACUAUGACAGAAGGGCAAAUAGUACAAAAAGUUUUAUCAAAUUAUACAAAAAUGUUACCUGAAGCUGAGGAUGCAGUAAUAGUUAAUGUUGAAUUACAUAUUCAAGAUAUGGGUUCAUUAAAUGAAUUGACAUCGGAUUUUGAGAUUGAUAUUCUUUUUACACAAUUAUGGGAGGAUAGUAGUUUAAGUUUUACAAAUUAUUCUAAUUGCCUUGGUAAUAUAACAAUGGAACAUAAAUAUUUGAGUUCAAUAUGGACACCAAAUACAUGUUUAGUUAAUAGUAAAAAAACUGCCGUUCAUUCAUCACCAACAGAAAAUAUAAUGUUUAUUUUAUAUGAUAAUGGUACAGUAUGGAUUAAUCAUAGACUUUCUGUUAAAGCUCCAUGUAGUUUUGAAUUAAGAAGUUUUCCUUUUGACUGCCAAUCAUGUACAUUAUCAUUUGAAUCAUAUUCACAUAAUAAUGCUGAAGUAAGUUUAAAUUGGAUGCAAGAUGCUAUAACAUUAUUACGAUCAAAUCAAUUACCUGAUUUUGAUAUGGUAAAUUUUAAAACAUAUAAACAUGUAGUAGAAUAUCCAAAUGGAUUAUGGGAUCAAUUAAAAGUUAGAUUUUUUUUUAAACGUCGUUAUGGUUUUUAUAUUCUCCAAGCAUAUGUCCCAACAUACCUUACAAUAAUAGUUAGUUGGGUUAGUUUUUGUAUGGAACCUAAAGCCCUUCCAGCACGAACAACUGUUGGGAUUAGUUCUUUAUUAGCAUUGACAUUUCAAUUUGGUAAUAUUCUUAAGAAUCUUCCUAGGGCUAGUUAUGUUAAGGCAAUUGAUGUAUGGAUGUUAGGAUGUAUAACAUUUGUCUUUAGUUCAAUGAUUGAAUUAGCAUUGGUAUGUUAUAUAACAAGAUGCCAAAGUUCGAGUAAUAAAAAAGAAAGAAAAGAAAAAUAUAAUAAUUUAACUUGUGAUAGAUAUAAAUAUAGUUGUGAUAGAAGAAAAGAUGGUGGAUAUGAAAGUGCAAUAGAUAAUUUACCUGGUAGUAUUAGAUAUAGAUGUUCUACAUCUCAUCUAAAUGGACAAAAUGGAUAUGGUAAUGGUAAUUUAUCAGGAGAUGAUAUAAAAAAUGAAAAUUUAUAUGCUAUUUCAAGAACUAAAUCUGGAAGAACAAGUUUUUUAACAGCUCAUGAAGGUUGUUGUUGUAAAGAUACUGAACAUCGACAAUCUUUAUCCUAUCCAAUAGUUGGAAGUAAUGAUGGAAGACAUUAUAUUCGCAAUGAUUCUCCAACAAAAGCUUUACUAAAUACUAAUGAAUAUUAUACUUUACGUAAAGAUUCACCAUCAUUACUUCAACGUCUUCCUUGUGAAGAGGGUGAAAAUCUUUCAUUUCGUUAUCCACUUCAACAAGGGAUAAAUAACAAUAGUACUAAAAAUUAUGGGUCUAGAAGAAAAAAAAGAAUUAGAUGUCGUAUAGAUAGGAUAGAACCUGAAAGUAUAGACAAACUUUCUAUAGUAUGCUUUCCUUUAGCAUUUACACUCUUUAAUUUAAUUUAUUGGUGGCAUUACUUGGGUAGAAAUAUUGAUGAAAAUCUGGCAAAUGAAUAA